This is a messenger RNA of Rotaria sp. Silwood2, 1671 nucleotides long. The record is from the annotation of a GenBank genome assembly. Lineage: Eukaryota; Metazoa; Rotifera; Eurotatoria; Philodinida; Philodinidae.
AUGGCUAUUGCGAAUGGAUCAAAUAAUACUGUUGUAUUUCAAUCUGGUACCUAUAAUUUCACAUCAGCUAUCAUAAUAGACUCCGCCAGCAAUUUGACAGUGAUGGGACAAGGAAUGCAACAAACACUUUUACUUGGAAAUUCUCCGGCGGCGAUAUUCAAACCUUUUCAUUGUCAAGGACUAACUAUCACUUCAUUAGCCAUUGAUUUCGAUCCACUUCCAUUUACUGCUGGAUAUGUAGUGAAUGUGAGUACGAGCUAUCUCGAUGUCCAAGUAGUACCACCACACAAAGCUGAUAUUGGUCGACAAGUGCGCGCAAUUCUUCAAUAUGAUCCAAUUGAAAUGCGACCAGCCUUUAGCCCAAAUGCAUAUGAAAUCUAUCAGACACCACCUUCGAAUGCGAACACUAGUUUAGUUUCACCAGGUAUAUUACGCAUCCCUUUGGCAUCUUCGUCAAUAUUUGUUGCGGGAGAUCCCAUUGUCGCUCGUUAUACGUUUGACCGCCAUGCUAUUGAUGCUCAAGAUGUAACUGAUUUCACUGUCCAGUCGAUAAGAAUCUAUACAGCAUGGUGUAUGGGGGUAGUUACACUACGGGCAAAACGUCUAAAUAUAAUUGACUUUCAUGUAAUACCACGCGAUGGACGUUGGAUGAGUACAAUAGUAGAUUGUAUGCACUUUGCAGACAGUAGAGAUUAUAUAAAUAUAAUCGAUAGUAAAUGUGAAGCUCAAGGUGAUGAUGGAUUGAAUGUCCAUGGAUUUUAUUUCAUUGUAGCAGAAAUCAUUAAUUCAACUGCAUUGGUCUUUGAAGAGUUUAAUUGGUUUGAUGUACUUAAUGUUGGACUUGGCACACGUCUAGAAUUUAGCAGCAGUCAACAACAAUUCACAGUCUAUGCAACAGCAACAGUAGCGUCAUCUUCAAUCUAUAGUCCAACUUCACGACUCUUCACAUUCACUAGUCCCAUCAAUGUGAGUGUUGGAGACUGGGCUUCUGUUGCUGACACACCAACAUUGACGAUUAGGAAUUUAACUGUGGCCAACAAUCGAGCACGUGGUGUUCUAUUAAAAACACGAAAUAUACAGAUAACAGAUUCAUUAUUUAAUAGAACAAGUGGACCAGCUGUGCUGUUUGAGCCAUCAAUGUAUUGGUAUGAAAGUGUUGCGGCACAAAAUGUGACACUCAGUCGGAACAUUUAUAUCAGUUGCAAUCAAGGAAUUGCAAAACAAAAAGGGGUCAUUUCUUUUGCACCACUUCCGCGUCAAUUAGUUCCAGUUUUCUCCGACGUUAUUGUAGAGUCAUCAACAUUUCUAUUUGGAGUCUACGGUCAAGGUUUGAUUCAAGGUAACAAUGCAGCCAAUGUAUCAAUUAGGGAGAACUAUAUAGCAAUAAAUAAUUCGAUAUCAUUGAUUUCAAUCUGUAACAGUCAACAUAUCUCUGCAUAUAACAACACAGUUGUCAAGCAUCAAUUUACAUUUGAUCCAUAUUAUUAUGAUAAUGCGAAUCCCUGUCAAACGAAUUUAAGUCGUUUCAUUGAUUUACCUCUAUCAGGUUUUAACUCAUCAUUUCCACCGCCUGUAACGCUACCACACUCAAGCGGUUCAGAUGCAUGCAACAUUGUAAAUCUUUUGAAGAAUAUUUCUGAUGGUUGUUCACUAUCAAACACUAUUGGUUGA